This is a messenger RNA of Catharus ustulatus (Swainson's thrush), 7142 nucleotides long. RefSeq names its product phosphofurin acidic cluster sorting protein 2 (gene PACS2). Gene Ontology annotation, molecular function: transmembrane transporter binding. The coding region runs from base 10 to 2706 and encodes 898 amino acids. The transcript has 25 exons. NCBI's taxonomy places the organism in Eukaryota, Metazoa, Chordata, Aves, Passeriformes, Turdidae. Gene Ontology annotation, biological process: protein localization to plasma membrane. The record is from RefSeq and is a predicted model, not a curated record.
GGCACAGCCAUGGCGGCGGCGGCCGAGCGGAGCCGCCUCAGCUUCCCUGGCGGCACCGGGGCCCUGGGGCGCCCCGUGCCUAUGAACCUCUUCGCCACCUGGGAGAUCGACGGCUCCAGCCCCAGCUGCGUCCCCAGGUUGUGCAGCUUGACAUUAAAGAAACUGGUAGUCUUAAAGGAAUUGGAUAAGGAGCUUAUUUCUGGGGUCAUUGCUGUCAAAAUGCAGGGCUCCAAGCGCAUCCUGCGCUCCCACGAGAUCGUGUUGCCCCCGAGUGGACAUGUGGAGACGGAGCUUGCACUGACCUUCUCACUGCAGUACCCUCACUUCUUGAAGAGAGAAGGCAACAAGCUCCAGAUCAUGCUGCAGCGGCGCAAGCGGUACAAGAACCGAACCAUUUUGGGCUACAAGACCCUGGCUGUGGGAUGCAUCAACAUGGCUGAGGUCAUGCAGCACCCCACAGAAGGUGGCCAGGUUCUGAGCCUUUUCAGUAACAUCAAAGAGGCUCCAGUGAAGGUGGCAGAAAUCUGGAUCUUCUCCUUGUCAAGUCAGCCAAUCGACCACGAAGACAGCACUAUGCAGGCCAGCCAGAAAAUCAAGUCUACAGACAACUAUUCCGAGGAGGAGUACGAGAGCUUCUCUUCUGAGCAGGAGGCCAGUGAUGAUGCCGUACAGGGCCAGGAUUUGGAUGAUGAUGAGUACGAGAUGGGGAAGCCCAAGAAGCAGCGGAGAUCGAUAGUAAGAACGACGUCCAUAACCAGGCAACAAAACUUCAAACAGAAGGUUGUGGCAUUGCUGAAGAGGUUUAAAGUGUCUGAUGAGGUUCUGGAUUCAGAGCAGGACCCAGCAGAGCACGUUCCAGAGGUGGAGGAGGAUUUGGACCUUCUGUAUGACACGCUGGAUAUAGAGAAUCCCAGUGACAGCGGGCCAGAAAUGGAGGAUGAUGACAGUGUCUUGAGCACUCCAAAGCCAAAGUUAAAACCUUACUUUGAAGGACUGUCACACUCCAGCUCUCAGACAGAAAUUGGGAGCAUCCACAGCAUCAGGAGCCAGAGAGAGCCACCAAGUCCUCAGGUAGAAGUGCCUGAAAAGACUAAGAGUCUUGGAACCAAACAUGCAGGCGACAGUGUUUCUGACACUGUCCCUUAUGAGUCUAACCAGCAAACUGAGGUCCAGGAGGCUGAACUCCCCACUCCAGAUGUGUUUGUGGAGAAGCUCCCACCCAGUGGGAAGAUCACGAAGACAGAGUCCCUCAUCAUCCCAUCCACCAGCAGGUCUGAAGGGAAGCAGGCGGGGCGCCGGGGGAGAAGCACAUCGCUGAAGGAGCGGCAGGCGGUGCGGCCGCAGAACGAGCGAGCCAACAGCCUGGACAACGAGCGCUCCCCGGACACCAGGCACCACCUGCAGAUCCCCAGGAAAACAGUGUAUGAUCAGCUAAAUCACAUCCUGGUUUCUGAUGACCAGCUGCCAGAAAACAUUAUUCUUGUCAAUACAUCUGACUGGCAAGGCCAGUACCUUUCAGAUGUCUUGCAAAAGCACACCUUGCCAGUGGUCUGCACAUGUUCCUCUGCUGAUAUUCAGGCAGCUUUCAGCACAAUUGUCUCCAGGAUACAGAGAUACUGUAACUGCAAUUCACAGCCUCCAAACCCAAUUAAAAUUGCAGUGGCAGGAGCCCAGAAUUACCUCAGUGCUGUGUUGAGGCUCUUUGUGGAGCAGCUGUCUCACAAAACCCCCGACUGGCUCGGCUACAUGAAAUUUCUGAUCAUCCCUCUAGGCUCUCAUCCAGUGGCCAAGUAUCUGGGCUCUGUAGAUUAUAGAUACAACAACUUCUUCCAAGAUCUAGCCUGGAGAGAUCUGUUCAACAAACUUGAAGCACAGACCACUGUUUCGGAAGCGCCCGACGUCGUGUCCCGGAUAACUCAGUACAUAGCAGGGGCAAACUGUGCUCACCAGCUGCCCAUUGCUGAAGCCAUGCUGACCUACAAACAGAAGAGGAAAAAGAGCUUUCAUUUUGAUUUUACCAUAAGCCCUGACGAAGAAUCUUCGCAGAAGUUCAUUCCCUUUGUCGGGGUGGUGAAGGUUGGAAUAGUGGAACAGUCUUCUGCAACAUCAGGUGACUCUGAUGACGCAGCUCCCUCCAGCUCCGUUGUCCUUUCUUCCACCCCGCCUUCCGUGUCUCCUGCUGUGAAAGAAGCCUCCCCCACGCCCCCUUCCUCACCAUCUGUUACAGGCAGCUUCUCCUCCCCAAGCCAGGGCCUCGGUGCUGAGUUGAUGGGCCUGCAGGUGGAUUACUGGAUUGCAGCUCCACCCGUGGACAGGAAGAGAGAUCCAGAGAAGAAGGACCCCUCCAGUACCAAAAACACACUGAAAUGCACUUUCCGGUCCCUGCAGGUCAGCAGGUUACCGGCCAGCGGCGAGAUCGCCACCACGCCAACCAUGUCCAUGACUGUCGUGACAAAAGAAAAGAACAAAAAAGUGAUGUUUUUGCCCAAGAAAACAAAGGACAAGGAAGUUGAGUCAAAGAGCCAGUGUAUUGAAGGAAUCAGCAGGUUGAUUUGCACAGCAAAACAUCAGCAGAACAUGCUGCGUGUCCUGAUCGAUGGGGUGGAGUGGAACGACGUCAAGUUCUUUCAGCUGGCAGCACAAUGGUCCUCUCAUGUCAAGCACUUUCCCAUCUGCAUCUUUGGACACUCCAAAUCUAACUUCUAGCUGUGCUGGGCGCAGGGACCUUCUGCCCAUCCCGAGGACUGCACACCAGGAGCCAGGAACUGCGUGCCAACUCUGACUCGCCUCGCUCUGCCCUCUCCUGCAGAAUUAAUUACAGAUGUGCUUGGAUUACUUUUGAAUUACUUUUUUCUAUUAACUCUUUAAGUUUACUACAAAGGAAGGAAACCCCUUUAAACAAAGGCAAAAAACCAACAAACCAGUCUUAAAUAUAGAUGUGCUGACAACGUGAAGUCGUGGGGGAGUUGGCAGGAGCAGGCAACCUGCCCAAGAACACCUACCACUCACUUAGGAGCAGAUAGCUGAGUAACUGCACUGCUUAUUAACCUGAGACCUCAUUGGUGUGAGUGGGCUGGGGGAGCCGUGGAUCAGCUCAAACAGAUUUUGCAGAAGAUCUCGUGCGUUACCACGCGCUGGGCCCUCGCUCUGUGUUUCUAGGAGAAAAGGAUGGCCGGUCUUUCUUCCUGCUGCCAAAGGAUGAGAGAUCAGCGAGUCUGGAGGGAGUUCAGCUUCUGCUGUGGAAAACAAGGCACUUGCAGAGUUAGGGAGGUGUGGAGAGGAGAUUCCCCUUCGGAGCACGGAGCCUGCCACGGGGACAGGCAGGCGUUGGUGCUGAAGCGCUGCCUGAGGAGGGUUGGGCAGGAACAGGAAUUAGGGAAACGCUAAAAAGGAAACUCCCAUGUCCCAGGUCUUUGACAAUGACCAAACCGAGCCAGUCUCUGUGGUCCCCAGCUGGCUGUGCUGCUGAGGGGCACCACGUCAGUGGGGUCGCUGCUAUUUACAUACUCACACCCAUUAUUUACCUGUCAAUAAAACCUCGUCCAGCCUCCAAAGGGAAAGGAUUUUUUUUAACAGCUGCAGAUUUUUUUUAAUGCUUUCUAAAAAAACAAAUAAAAAUAAAAUAAAAACAAGAAAUAACAGGAAAAAUAUUAAUUUGCCAAAAAAAACCCCACAAACCCAGGAAGAUGGAGUGUUCUGUGGAGUGAUGCAUCACUGCAGGGGCUGGACUGGGAGCCAGCCAGGCACUCUGUGUGUCCAGCUGCCCCUGUGUCACACUGCUCACCUGAGGUGGCACAGGCUGCUCUGCCAGGUGCUGGGUGGGCUGUGGGGGAGCAGGAUCUUGUUGCCAUGUGGAAGAACAGACAACUCUGGCAUUUCAGGGUUGAAAUUUCUGAUGGGCCCUUUUGGGCCCUCCCCUUGUGGGCAGGCCAGGCUCUGUGAGGCACUUUCUGAGGGCAGUGAUGCUUUUGAACCUUUUCUCUUUUCUUUUUUUUCUUUUUUUUUGGUACCUGAUCCCUUACCCUUGGGUUUUUAAAGGCUUGGGGAACCUGUUUUGUGUGGGCACCACCUGGGUUCUCUUGGGCGGGUACUGGUGGUGUGCUCUGCUGGCAGGGAGGUUCUGAGGUCAGAGCUGGAUCUUGUGCCUGUUGUGCCAUCAGCUUGGGCUGCUUCACCAGCUGAUGUCGUGAAACUCUUUCCCAGCACAAGGGCAACCUGUGUGGCCAGGGCCUGGGUGUUCCCUUCAAACCAGGCAGGGCAGCAGGACACAGUCCCAGCCUGGUGGCACACUGCUGGGCAGGACACACUGUCUGGCUGCAAUCUUUGUUCUUCCUGCCUGCCCUGUGCUGGCUCCUGGCUGUGGCAGAAGCUGGGCUGUAGUGGGAUGUAGUUGUGUCCCUCAGCUGAUGUUUUUGGGUGACCUGAGCUGAUGCUCUGGGGCUGUAUAGCGUUGCCUAGCAGCAGCAGCAGCGUGGGAGAGGGUGUGUAAGCACAUCACAUCUUGAUCGAUGCUGUUGCAUAAAAAAAAAAAAGCUUUGUAAAGGAGAUUAGUCAGUGUGUGAUUUCUCCCUGGAGUCUCACGCUGGUGUGACAAGGGUGAUGGGGCUGGGUUCCAGCUGUGUGCAGCCUGGGCAGCUCUGGUGGUGCUGCUGCAAUAACUUUGUUUACUGGGGGCAAGGGGAGAACCAUCACUGUGCUCCUCUUUGUAUUUCAACCUACUGUAAAGAAAAAACCUGGUAGCUAGGACAGGGUUUCCAGAGUCCUGCCUAUCAACUGUGUGUUGCCCUGCUGUACUCUGUGCGUGUGUGUGUGUGUGUACGUGUGAGAGAAACACUUCUGCUCGUUGCAUUUCAUGUUGGUUUGUGUUUUGUUCUAACUUUAUACAAGCAAAUACAUUGGGAGACACUCUGUACACCCGAGGGCUUGAUUUCUCCCCUGUGGAAAAAUGUUGUUGCUCUGAAAUGUGUCUUCCAUGCAAGAAAACAUCCCGACUUCUCAGCCUUGUUAUCCCAGAGGGAGUCCAACAGUGGCAGGCUGGGCCAUCCUGUGCCCAGGGGUGGCUCUGGUAUUUCCUGGCCCUGGAGGCAAGGACUGGCAUGCAAAUUUGGUGGCACAGCUCUGAUCAGGUCGUUGUGCCUCUGUUGUUUCUCCCACUUUGUGGAGCCACUUUGUGCAGCUGUUUCUUUCUCUGUCUGAAGUAGGAACAGCUUUCUGUUUUUGAGGAAAAUGAGUGUCAAAGCAUGUGGCUCAGACUGGUUUGGGAAUGGAACUUUUGACCUGGUCCCAUGGAUGAAUGACUUACCUCAGGUCUCCCAACUUCCCCAACAGUUUUUGGGGGGACCUUGCUGGGAGUGAGCUCCACUGACUUGAGGUAUCCUCACUGUGGGACCAGGAAAAGUUCCUGGGGCAGCAGAGAGCCCAUGCCUGCACAGCUGUGCCAGCCUGUGGGGUUGGGUGGUCAUGUCAGUGAGUGCAGAAGGAUGGCUUAGAGCAGAGACAGCACCGCUCUGGAGGGUUUGGGCAGGGAAGGCACAUCUCAAAUGAAGAAACUCUGGGGGAUGCCUCCCAAGCUGGGUUUACUUUGGAGCUGUGUGGUCUGACAGCAAAGGCAGGGCCUGGGGUGGGCAGCACCUGAGUGGAUCUCUGGCAAGGAGGUGCUUUGAAGGUGGUGUCCCCUGCUGUGUCCCUUUCUCUGUGUCCCAUAGCUCACCCCAGCUCCCCACAGGGCCAGUAUCUCCCACUCCUCUGGCUGUGGCUUCUUGGAGCAGGGUUUCUUUCCCAGCUGCUCUGGGGAGCAUGCUGGCUGCACCAUGCUGACCUACUUCUGCAGCUCCAGAGAGCAGAUGAGAGAUGGAAGGGUUUUGUGGCAUCGUGUUGCACCUUGAAUGCUUCCUGGCCCUCUGGCUUGAGUUUCCUGGAGACGAAGGCUGGGCUUCAGCCCUGCCAGCGCUCAGUCAGGGCUGGCUCUGGUGGCGCUGGUGACGUCGGGCACAUCUCAUGUGGCUGUUGUAGCUCAGUGCUGCAGUUCCCAUCCAGUUCAAUUGUCACUUCACAUUGUCACUGCAGAAUCCUCCUGAAUUACACAUGAGUUUGGGGGAGAAUCAUGGUCUCUUUGGCUGUUUUUGCUGCUUUAAUUGGAACACAAGAUAAAGCUCGUGGCUUUAUCCUGCAGAGAGGGCAGGGGUAGGUGCCUGGGAGGUUUCUGGGCCUGAGGAGAUGUGCCUGUUUGCUUUCCAUCUCCCCCCUCAGCCAGGAACCACACAGCCCUGUGCUUAACCUGUGAUUGCAGCAAAGGCCCUGGCAUGUUUCUCCCCAACAGCGUGUGUUGGUGGAGCACUGGAGAGCCAGGGCAGAGGAUGUUGCACCUGGAGUCUCCAAGGUUAAGAGGAAAAUCAUGUCAAGAGGCAGCAGAACCAGUGGUCUUUUCCUGCUGCUUCGUGUGCUAAGGGAUUGGGAAGCUGGGAUUAGGACAGUCCUGCCAUGCAGCUGUGGAGCUUUCUUGAAGUUAGGUUGGAUGCAGUGUCUGUCCCCUUCAUCUGGGGGGGUCUUGAUCUCAGCAGAUAUUUGAGUAGUGGUGUUUUAGUGUAACACUCCCUCUGGGCUUAACCUGGCAGGAGAAGGCCAGAAGUGAGCAGCAGCAUGCCAUGGAGGUUUCCUGCAGCCUCUUCCAUGGUGUUCUCACAGGAGAUGUUCCUGGCAGGGCCGGCUCCUGCAGGAAGGAUCACUCUGGUGCUUUGGGACAGACUGGGGCAGAAGGGGACGUGCCAACUUGUAAAGCAGCAGGUUGCUGGUUUCCUUCAGGAAGAGCAUUGCUCUGGGGCCACAUGCAGGCAGCUGCUGCUGGGAGCCUUGGCUGGACAGUGGCUGUGGACGUGCCCCGGGCGUGGGGAUCACUGGAAUUGUGGGGCUGCGUGCCGCCAGGCUUGUCCGGGCCGCGGCGUGCGAGGGGAUGGUACCACUUUGUAGAUUCCCGAGCUGUCCAUCUGUUUCAUUGUUGUAUUGUUUGGGUUCUAGGGUUGUUUUUUAUGAAGACAGAUUAAAUGUAAAUAGCCUUUUUUUUGGAACAAACCGCAACGUGCUCGACCUCGUCAACUAUUUUAUGGUACUAAUGCAACACUAAUAAAACUGGACAUGAAAGCACA